This is a messenger RNA of Drosophila guanche, 1089 nucleotides long. It is a transcript of the gene Schip1, whose product is annotated as schwannomin-interacting protein 1 homolog. Gene Ontology annotation, biological process: positive regulation of hippo signaling. The record is from RefSeq and is a predicted model, not a curated record. Gene Ontology annotation, cellular component: plasma membrane; cell junction. The coding region runs from base 123 to 893 and encodes 256 amino acids. Lineage: Eukaryota; Metazoa; Arthropoda; Insecta; Diptera; Drosophilidae. The transcript has 6 exons.
GAGGAAGUAGAACGUGAAUUUGACUUACUUUUCACAGGUUAUAAAAGAAAGCAACUUAUGGAAAGCUUACAUGUUUUAAAUUUAUCUAAGAACAAUUUGAUGCAUACAAGGUGGCUCUUGACAUGGACUUGGAAACAUUUCAAAACCACUUUAAAAUGGCGAACAAAAUUGAAAUAAAGCGUCGUUACAACCGAGAUGAAAUCUGCAAAAGAUUGGCCUUUAAAGAAGAAAAUCUCUUAAAUAAUAUUAAAAGCUUAGAAUUAAAAAAGGAUAUCUGCUCGGACACUGAAAGCUAUAGUUCCGAUUCUGAAACUUGUCCAAAGUUAGCAAGUGGAGUACUUCGAAGACCAUCAAUUUUUUAUUCCACAAAAUAUAAUAAAGAUUAUACAAAUCACCAAAUUAACAAUAAACAAAUAUAUAUUAAUAAUUCAAAUGGAAAUAUGAAGAAAACGCAGGAACGGCAACCUAAUGACCAGGCUUUCUUUUUUACGAAACAAUCGAAGCUUCAAAUAGAGGUGCGACUUGCUUUAGCCCAAUCAAGGAAAAUAGCACAAAGGAAAAUUAAGAGCCAGAAUAAUGGCGCCACGCGUAUAGUGGACAUAAUACGAACAAUGCUUUAUAGUGUGGGCAUAAAUAUGGACUCAAAUCAUCGCUGGAUAUCAAGGCAAUUACUCACAGGUGUAAAUAUAACGCUUCUACAAUUAUUGGUGGAUCGUUUUCAAGCGAUUAUUCAGCAACUAAAUGUAAAUCUUUUGGAAAGUCUGAAAGAGCGUGACGAUCUCCAUUUAGAUCAAGAUGUCAUAUUGCAUGAUCUUGAAAAAAUCAAUAACUUCUUAAAUAGCUCAAGUGCUCCGCAUAACUCAAGAGAUCCUGAUCUACCGACGGAUUUUUAGGAAUAUUUGCCAUCAAACCUAUUUAAAAUCUGUAAACCUUAUGCAAAGUCUUUAUUAUUAUCAGCUAACCUUUAGUCUGCAAAACGAAAAUUUUUGUCACAGCACUGUAGCUAAUGGCGAACAAAUAAAUUUAAUAAAAUUCAAACAAAGUCGAUCUAAUAUUAUAUGCACCCUUUAGAAUUUUGAGACCCAACAA